UGUAACCAGUUAAAAUAGAAAACAUGAAAAUCAUUAUAAAAACAGAGACAUUCUUUACCUCAAUGGUUAAAGCAGAUCUGCCAGGAGGGGUUUGACAGGAUAGUUCCCACAAAGUUCAGGCAGAAACACGUAUGAGCCAAAAUGACGUCUCCACCCCUCGAGUGGUGUACGUUGUCUCCACUGCAAACGCAGGAUACUCUUCGACCCAUCAGGUCCAGCAAUUCUCCUUCUGAGGACUCACCCAGAAGAACCGAAGGCACCCUCCAGAAGAAUUCUCUGUACAGCCUUGUUCAUGGCAGCGUUGCUCACGAGAGCUAGAACACGCAGCACCCCAAGUGCCCACGGACCAACGAAGGGCUGUGAGAGGUCGUGUGUACACACAGCAGCGUGUUGUUCAGCAUUAAGAAGGAAGGGAAUGCUAACACAUGCCGCACCGUGUGUCUACCUUACAGACGUCCUGCUAAGUAAGGGCAGAGCCUCCUCAAUUCCGUCCAGGAUGCUGCGUCAGUAUGUUUGUCAAUUUUGUGAGAAGCUGGUCCGCCGGUGGCCACUGGAGCCCAGGAAGCAGCCUGAGGGUGGACGGACUCCUCGUCUGAACACCCUUGACCUGGUGGCUAGGGGUGUGGGCAGCACCCUGGGGGCUGGCGUGUACAUCGUGGCUGGUGCAGUGGCCGUGUCCAUGGCUGGACCGGCGAUUGUCAUCUCCUUCUUGGUGGCCGCCCUGCCUUCUGUGUUGUCUGGGCUCUGCUAUGCGGAGAUUGGAACCCGGGUACCAGUCUCCGGUUCUGCGUGUCUCUACAGCUACAUCAGCGUGGGGCAAUUCUGUGCCUUCCUCGCUGGCUGGAACCUUAUACUAGGCUAUGUCACUGCCAUUGCAAGCGUGGCCAAGGCCUGGAGCUCCACCUUCGACAGCCUGAUCUGGAGCCGCAUCGCUCAGGUGUUGUGGGGAACUCUCUCUCAGGAUAUACCCUUCUUUCUGGCCCCGUACCCAGACUUUUUUGCACUGGGCUUGGUGCUGCUGCUGACGGGAAUGCUGGCUCUGGGAGCUCGUGAGUCAGCCCUGGUUACCAAGGUGUUCUCAGCCAUCAGUCUCUUGGUACUCAGCUUCAUCAUCCUCACUGGCUUCAUUAAGGGAGACCUGCACAACUGGCAGCUCACAGAACAGGACUACAUACUGGCUGCAUCUGGAUCCAAUGACACCUCUAGCCUCGGCCUUCUGGGUUCUGGAGGGUUUGUGCCUUUUGGCUUUGAAGGGAUUCUCCAAGGAGCAGCUACAUGUUACUACGUGUUUGUUGGUUUUGAUGAUAUUGUCACUAAAGUGGAAGAGGCUCAAAAUCCUCAGUGUUCCAUCCCCUGGAGCAUCAUGAUCACAAUCUGCCUCUGCUUUCUGAUGUGCUUUGGUGUCUCGGCGGCGCUCACCCUCAUGGUCCCCUACUACCAGAUUCAGCCUGAGAACCCCCUGCCGCAGGCUUUUCUCCAGGUUGGCUGGGACCCUGCUGGAUAUGUCGUGGCUGUUGGCACCCUCUGUGCUCUGACAUCCAGCCUCUUGGGUGACAUGUUCCCCAUGCUGUCGGUAAUUGAUGAAAUGGCAGAAGAAGGGCUCAUUUUCUGGGGACUUGCCCCAAGGCGCACAGGCACCCCGAUCAUGGCCUUGUUGACUUUUGGAACGCUCGCAGGGGUCACGGCUUUAUUCUUCAAGCUCAGGGAUCUUGUGCACCUCACGUUAAUCGGGACCCUGCUUGCUUAUUCCCUGGUGGCUCUUUCGGUCCUUGUCCUCAGGUACCAGCCAGACCAGAGCUUCAGCAAGAAGGAGAAAGCAGAGGAGGAAACUGAGAUGGGUCCUGUCGUUGAAGCAAGUCCUUUGGAAUCUGCACCAGAAGCAGGAACCUCAAACCCUCUAAAGAGUCUGUGUAACCCUAUCAGCCCCACCCCCACUCGGAAAUCUGGCCAGAUUGUCUAUGGAUGUGCCUUCCUGCUGGUUCUCCUGCUGACCAUCCUGAGCCUGCUCCUGGCCCUGUGGCCCAGCCAAGUGUUCUCUGGAGACCCCGGGUUCACAGCAGGGGCUGUGCUGCUGCUGCUGCUCAUUGUGGGGAUCACUGCCAUCAUUUGGAGGCAGCCCCAGAACCCCUCUCCUCUUCCCUUCAGGGUCCCUGCUCUGCCCGUCCUCCCAGUGCUGAGCAUUUUUGUGAAUGUUUAUCUGAUGAUGCUGAUGUCCUCUGUUUCCUGGGCCCAGUUUGGCAUCUGGAAUGUCCUGGGACUGGCCAUAUACUUUGGAUAUGGGAUCCGACACAGCCCGGAGGAGAAGAGGGAUCCACAGACCAGCCUCCACCUCCCAGACUCUGCCUGAACACACCCCUGGUGCUGAAUCCUCUUAACCACAGGAAGUAGAUGCUGUGUGGUUCCUUCCAAACCCUGCAUGUGUUUUCUUGUUCAAGGGACACCGUGAUCCUCUGUGGGGUGUGAGUGGGUUGCAUUUAGAGCCCUGUUUUCAUUGACAGUGGACAAAAUCACUAUAAUAUUGUAUAAUCUUUAAGCAAACUUUUCUUUCUUUCUUCUUCUUUUUUUUUUUAAGAGCCACAC
Phacochoerus africanus (Common warthog) is the source of this 2580-nucleotide messenger RNA. Its product is annotated as cationic amino acid transporter 3-like. Lineage: Eukaryota; Metazoa; Chordata; Mammalia; Artiodactyla; Suidae. Gene Ontology annotation, molecular function: amino acid transmembrane transporter activity. Gene Ontology annotation, cellular component: plasma membrane. Gene Ontology annotation, biological process: transmembrane transport; amino acid transport. The record is from RefSeq and is a predicted model, not a curated record.